This is a messenger RNA of Mercenaria mercenaria, 6017 nucleotides long. RefSeq names its product dual specificity protein kinase TTK-like. The coding region runs from base 86 to 2464 and encodes 792 amino acids. Gene Ontology annotation, cellular component: spindle; nucleus; kinetochore. Gene Ontology annotation, molecular function: protein serine/threonine/tyrosine kinase activity; protein serine/threonine kinase activity; protein binding. The transcript is spliced from 20 exons. The record is from RefSeq and is a predicted model, not a curated record. Lineage: Eukaryota; Metazoa; Mollusca; Bivalvia; Venerida; Veneridae. Gene Ontology annotation, biological process: meiotic spindle assembly checkpoint signaling; chromosome segregation; mitotic spindle assembly checkpoint signaling.
CCGUCUCAGCGACCAAUGAAAUGAAGCAGCGCUUGUUUUGAAAAGCAAUGUUAAAAUUUUUUUUAUAAUGUGAGAAAUAUAAAUCAUGAGUCUAGCACACCUGAAGGAGAGACUGAGCCAGAUUUCAAGGAAACGCUCAGAAGACACCUUCACAUUUGACAUUACAGAAUGCAAGAAUCUUAAGCAUCCGGAGGAGUGGUUAGAGUACAUUCAACAUGUGAAAGAUAAUGUCGGCUUUCCUAAUGAUCUCACUCAACACAAGGUCCUCUCAGACCUCUUUGACAAAGCCUUUCAGGAGCUGAAUUCAUCUAAUCAUAAAAACAAUGAGGCGUAUGCCCAACUCUUUGUCAGUUAUGCAAGACUGAAAAGUAACUAUGUGCCAGAAGAUGCCAUUAUGUUAUUUAACCAAGCUAGAGCCAUUGUUCGAAAGUUUGCCAUGGUUCAUAUAGCAUCAGCACAGUUUGAAUUGGAGAGGGACAAUCCAAGCAAGGCAAAGAAGAUUUUAGAGAAGGCAUUAUUAUUUGAGAGUAAACCUAAAGAGGACAUUGAAGCUGCUCUGAAGAAAUUGAAACAAGGCGAGAAAGAAAUCUAUCAUUCCCCACCCGCCAGGAAACAUGAUGAUGGAGACAAACUAGUCAGAAAAGGUUCCUCCGGAAGCGAGUCAUCGGAAGAGUUACGUCCCAUGUCACAGCUAACUGAUAACAUUUCUGCUAACCUAACUGCUAACUCAACAUUCAGUAUUCCUGCAAAGUGCCAUACACUGCCUAAAGCAGAACCAGAGCAAACACCAGUAGUUAAAGUAGAAAGUUCUGUGAAGAAAGGUUUAACAAGAUAUUCCCGGAGUACACCAGUUCUUAAUAGUGAAAAAAGACGAAACGUAAACAUUGGUCUACCAGCACGUGUUAAAAAGAUCAACUUGCCGUUUGAACCAAUGAUGGAUGAAGAGGAGGAAAUGAACACAAUGGAUAGCUUUAAACCACUGGACAAUACUAAAGGAGUGUCUUUCAGUUCUCAUGCACAUACCUCAGGCUACUUGUCAAUGACAGCUGACUCCACUAUACCAAUGGACACAAAACCUCCAGAGAUUCCUAAGAUAGAAGUGUCAGAGGAGAAGAGUGUUAUUGAACUGCCUAAAGAUACUAUACCUAAACCAACUCUGGCACCUAGAACUGAAGUACAGGAAACACCUAACAAUAAAGGCCCACCACCAGUCUCCACACCUAUGCCGAACAUGAAGAUGAUCACAGUGAAUGAUGUACAAUAUGCAGUUCUUGGUGUGAUGGGUAAAGGUGGAUCUAGUAAGGUUUACCAAGUAUUUGAUAACAACCAUAAAAUAAAGGCAAUCAAGUGUGUGGACUUGAACAAUGCUAAUGACAUUAUUGUGGAAGGUUACAAAAAUGAAAUCAAGCUGUUGAAGAGGUUACAGUACUGUGAUCAAGUCAUCAAAAUGUAUGAUAGUGAAUAUAAACAAGAUGAGAAUCAGUUAUAUGUACUGAUGGAAUGUGGGAAUGAGGACUUGGCAUCAUUUUUUCGAAGUCGAACAAAAAAUCGACGACAGCUGUCAGAUAAUCUGAUAUGUUUCUACUGGGAGGUUAUGUUGGAGGCAGUUCAGGCACUACACAAAGAAGGCAUUAUACAUUCUGAUCUGAAGCCAGCUAAUUUCCUCCUGGUUGGUGGCAACUUGAAGUUGAUAGAUUUUGGUAUAGCAAAGGCACUCCAGCAGGAUAAGACGAGUGUGAUCCUUGAAACACAGAUUGGUACCCUGAAUUACAUGAGCCCUGAAGCCAUUAUGGACAGCUGUGGGGAGUCACAGGGCCAAGGGAAACCAAAAUUUAAGAUUGGUGUGAAGAGUGAUGUCUGGUCCCUAGGAUGUAUUCUGUAUAACAUGGUGUAUGGUAGAACUCCGUUCCAACAUCUGAAACAUGACUUAUUCAAGUUACAGGCCAUCAUUAACCCAGACUUCCCCAUAGAAUUUCCAGACAUUCCUAACAAACAUCUUAUAGAUGUUAUGAAGAGGUGUUUAAAUAGAGAUCCCAAGUCGAGACCGUCUAUAGAUGAGUUGCUGUUACAUCCCUAUCUAAAAGCUAACAAACAAGGUAAAGAAGAGACCACCCCACCACCUGCAGAGAAACUGAACAACAAGAAAAUGGAGGCACUAAUCAACACCCUGGCAGACCAGUAUGCCCUGUCUCCUGGUGGUAUAAGGAACCUCAUCCACAAAACUAUAGACUCAAACCAGAAAACACCAGAGAGUAUACCAGUGCAAAAGAUGCAUUCAGGCAGUGACGGACAAGUUCCAACUGUUAAUAAACCUGUAAAUCCAAUAAAGCCACGCCCACUUGCACAACGACAAGAUGCUCAAGUGAAACACAUACGGACUCCUUUAACAAGUUUAAAUCUCAAUGACUUUCCGUCGUCCAGUCAGGAUGCUGCCAGCAGACAGAAGAAACUGUCUGGAACCUGACAGGGGGAAUUGUGCAAUAGAAAAAGUGAUUUUGAUAUAUUGAAAUAAUGAUCUGCAUUAGAUACGACUGUCUGCAGAUUUUUAUGAAAAAAACGUAGUAAUGUCUGCUGUGAACUAUACAGACAGAAAAGCAACUUUGAGGAAACUGAAGGACGAGUUUUAUGUUGGGAUUGUCAGCUUUUAUGUUUUAUGUCAGCUUGUACUAUUCUGUUCUUUUACAUUCAGAACUAUAUACAGAAAGGCAUGUGCCUUUCAACUUGCUAGUUUAGUCCUUAGCCUAUAGGUCUUAUAGUUGCAAGAAAUAUUGUUCCCCAUCACUGUCGAUAAAAGUCGGUUUAAAGCACUUUACUUGUUUUACAGAAAAGAUCUGAAACAUUCGAUAGAUCUCAAGAUAUAUUUGAUAUUUCACAAGUGAUGGAAGGAAGAUAGACAAACGGUUAUUUGCUGUCUAAAAUGCUGAAUUCAGGUAUAUGUCUCUGAAAGAAAACUGUAAUGCAAAUGUCCAUUAAGGAUACAGCCAAAUCAAACAUGUUACUGUAAGUUUCUGGUCAUAUAAAAGCAGGGGAGAAAGUUCACAUGUUAGAGGUAACGAGUCUUUCCAACAUGAUAUUGUUGUUUAGGUAGAGUUAAAAGGUUAAAAUUUGUGACCUGAAUUUGUAAUACAUCAUUGCACUACAUUUGAGUUGCACCAUGAGAAAACCAACAUAGUGUGUUUGAGACCAGCAUGGAUCCAGACCAGCCUGCGCAUCCGUGCAGUCCGGUCAGGAUCCAUGUUGUUCGCUAAUGGUUUCUCUAAUUGCAGUCGGCUUUGAAAGCGAACAGCAUGGAUCCUGACCAGACUGCGCAGAUGCUCAGGCUGGUCUGGAUCCAUGCUGGUCGCAAAUGCACUAUGUUGGUUUUCUCAUGGCGUGGCUCAUUUUACAUAAAUCACUGUUCAUAUUAUAUGUCUAUAUGUUGGACUUUUGAUGCCUGUUUUACUUUCCCUACUUUCUGGGAUGAUAUAACAAGUGUUAUAAAGGUGUUAUAGAAUAGCAAGCUUCAAACAUUACUGUAAAGAUCUGAUAGUCACAUUUUUGAAACAAAAAAGAGGAAAUGUAAAUAUUGUAUAUAUUUGAAUAGACAGAGGUUUUUGUGUCCAUCAAAUAUAAUGCAUGUCCUAUCACACUUUAAAUUUCUACUGCUGCUUUCUUUCUGUUUUCUUCCAUUUCUUUUCAUUCUUUUCUCACUCUUGCUGUCCUCUAGCUGGUAAUUAUAGGUUAUUAGAUUUGUAUCGAGAAAUAUGCAAAAGUUCUGCAGCUGAAAUAUUGCGCGACUUUAGGAGCGCAAUAUUAUUCCGCAAAAGAAAAGAGUGCGUAUUUCUUGAUGCAAAUCUAAUAAUCUUUUUAUUACAUACACUUUUAUACUUGAAAUUAUUACAUAAAUGAUAUAGGUUAUUCUUAAGCCCGAGUACAACUGUAAUUAUCGUCGUUUAAGAACUUUUAAACGCGACGCGAUGCAUUUUAGAGUAAUGGCGCCUGAAAUAGGCAAAAAUGCCCAUUUUCACCUUGUGACGCGCCUGACUCAAAAAGUAUUUCAUAUAAAUUGAUUAAACCUUGUAUGUAUCUUUAUCAUGAUAUGAACUUGUGCGCCUCCUAUUUUUUGUCUGGCUUCGCCCCUAUUUUCAGAGUUAUAGCCCCUGAAAUAGUCAAAAAUGCACAUUUUCACCUUGUGACAUGCCUGGCUCAAAGAGUUUUUGAAUAUAAAUUGAUUAAACUUUGUAUGAGUCUUUAUCAUAAUAUGAACUUGUGCACCUACUUUUUUUUGUCUGGCUCCGCCCCCUAUUGUUAGAGUUAUGGCCCCUAAAAUAGUCAAAAAUGCACAUUUUCACCUUGUGACAUGCCUAGCUCAAAAAGUAUUUCAUAUAAAUUGAUUAAACCUUGUAUGAAUCUUUGUCAUGAUAUGAACCUGUGCACCUCCUAUUUUUUGUCUGGCUCCGCCCCCUAUUUUUAUUAUGUUAUGGCCUCUAAAAAAGUCCAAAAUGCACAUUUUCACCUUUUGACGCACCUAGCUCAAAAAGUAUUUAAUAUAAAUGGUUGAAAACUUGCGUAAGUCUUUAUCAUGAUAUAAACUUGCACACCUCUUAUUUUUUGGCUGGCUCCACCCCCUAUUUUUAAAGUUCUGGCCCCUGAAAUAGUAAAAAAUGCACAUUUUCACCUAAUUAUGUGCAUAGCUCAAAAAGUAUUUAAUGUAAAUUCAUGAAAUCUUGCUAGAGUCUUUAUCAUGGUGUGACCUUUCACACUUGGCAUUCUUAUUGAGAAUUUUUAUGCUUAUUACAGAGUUAUGGUCCUUGAAAUAGCCAAAAUAGUGGAUUUUUUAGUUUGUGAUGCUCAUAGCUAAAAAUAUAUGGCCUAGAAUAAUGAAUCCUUUGCAUAAAAUAUUUAGGCUAAACCCCAUUAACACUGCAAACAUUUGAAUUAUUGCCCCUUAUUUGUGACAAAUGUACUUAUAGGGGUGUGUGUGGGGGAGGUGGGGGGGCACAAUAUGUGCCCUACAGACACAUUCUAGUUUUACUAAUAUGUGUUGAAAUUUCAUCAAAUUUUGUCUAGUGUUUUGAUAUUCUAUUUAUCUAGUGUUCUACAUAUUAGCCUGUGUAAGUUUUCAUGUGAGGAAGCCUUGCAAAAGGUUGUCUAUUAAACCAAAGUGCCAGCCAGUGUCAAAAAUAAGGCCCGGAGGGACACUGUUGGGGUCUCCUUCCACCAUGAGACUAGAAAGUUGCCAUAUGAACCAAACAGAAACAAAUUGUCUGUAAGCACAAUGUUUGCUGUAAGCACAGUGUUUGCUGCAAACACUUUCAAGCUGUUUGCUGUGCCUGGGACAUUUAUACCUUCACCAGCAGAAAUGUUUACUUCUAUGAUUUUCAGAUUUUUAAGUAGUGUAAAAUCAUUACUUUUCUUGGGUCUUAAUUUUUAAGGAUUUCAAGGCUAUGUCAAUUCAUGAAUGUAUUCCAACAUACAAAAUAGUUAACACUUUAUACACCUUGUCAGAUCCGCAAUGAUCUUAUGUAGGUCAUAUUCUGGUCUUUGGGAUAAAUCAAUCAUGUAAUUUGCCUUGAAGGUUAUUAUGAAUUUCCCAUUUAAGCUAAUUCAUCUGUACAGAAAAAUAAAUGAUUAUAUAGGAGUCAUUGGUUCCUUAACCUUGUUGUAAAAAGAAAUCUUGUUGGUAUAAUUUUUGUUCAAUUGAAGUAAUGUUGUUGGUUCAGGAAUUGAUUUACUUCUUUGUUUUGAAAUUUGACCAGUAUUUCUUUAUUAGGAGGGGCGAGUUAUUUUUGCAUGUUUUACCAGUAUUAAUCUUAAUUGUAAUUUCUUCAUUCUGGAAAUAAGUUUUUUAAUGACGAUAUAAAAAUGUUCGAAGUUAACAGACUUACAGUAAGAAUAACGUAAAUGUUGAAAGUACGUGUACUUGGUUUCAUGCUUAUCUAUACUGAUAGAUAUCAGAACUGUUAUAUUCAUAUUUUGUAUGUUAACUUGACUUCUAUGAGUUUAUGUGAAAUAAAAAAUGUGUAAUGAUCAAAGAA